This is a messenger RNA of Staurois parvus, 309 nucleotides long. NCBI's taxonomy places the organism in Eukaryota, Metazoa, Chordata, Amphibia, Anura, Ranidae. The record is from the annotation of a GenBank genome assembly.
UUAACCACUUCCAGUCCGGACACUUUUACCCCCUUCCUGUCCAGGCCAAUUUUCAGCUUUCAGCGCUAUCACACUUUGAAUGACAAUUGCGCGGUCAUGCAACACUGUACCCAUAUGAAUUUUUUUAGCAUUUUUUGGAGACAGAUAAAGCUUUAUUUUAGUGGUAUUUAUUCACCACUGGGAUUUUUAUUUUUUUUCCAGGACAAAUUGGACUUCCAUUUGGUGAUAAAUGGUCAUGGAUAUCUGAUUUUUCUUCUUGUUUUUAAAUUUAGCUGUGUGUUUCUUGUUACUACCAUAAUCUACCAGCAA